Molecule: messenger RNA, 6200 nt
Organism: Colletes gigas
Lineage: Eukaryota; Metazoa; Arthropoda; Insecta; Hymenoptera; Colletidae
Gene: FAR1
Product: putative fatty acyl-CoA reductase CG5065
Exons: 7
Coding region: 656-2206 (516 amino acids)
Biological process (GO): long-chain fatty-acyl-CoA metabolic process
Cellular component (GO): peroxisome
Molecular function (GO): alcohol-forming very long-chain fatty acyl-CoA reductase (NADP+) activity
Source: RefSeq, a predicted model, not a curated record
GCUCAGUCUACCUUUCGUUAGUUGGCUCGUCUUAAAAGUGACUGGCCCACAUAUCAUCCCCUUAGUAAUCUUCGACGAGUGUUGGCGUUCGCGUUGACCGACACUGCGGAUAAAAAGACGGACGAUCGAUUAACUGCUUCCCCGGGUCGUUUAAAGGCCUUAUCCUCGACGAGUCGAUUUAGAGUCGGAUUUUUUGGAAUUUCCGCCGAUUGAACUUGGAACCAAUUGUCGAUUACUACGGAAUGGCCGAAUAAAAGCUGUGGUCGCAGGAGGCACGAAAUGAAUCCAGCAGAAAUUAAAUCCAUUUGUAGCCCGCUUGGAAAAACCUGGAACGGCGUGAACGUGUACCAGUUUUCGUUGCAUCUUUCUCAAAGUCUGUUCCCCCAUCUCUGAGGGAGUUUCUAUCACUGUACAGCGGAACGAAAGAAGAAAAGGAAAAAUAAAACACGAACGACUAUACACGUAGCGAAAAGAAAUUGCAUCAAGACCAAAGAACAAGCCGAAGAGAAGAACAAGUUGCUAGUGGCUACUCUCUGAUCCUGAAGAACUCCCGCGAAAGAAGAAGCGAACCAGUCUCUCGUUGCGCGAAAGCUUCCAGCCCCGUCGUGAAAGGAAAGUAAUUAAGAAUUAUUCCGUUUCGCAAACGAACGUCAAAAUGAGCACAAUGAGCGGCACCCAAUGCACGUCCGUGAAGGACUUCUACAGGGACAGGUCUAUCUUCAUCACCGGCGGUACUGGAUUCAUGGGCAAAGUCCUCGUCGAGAAGUUACUCAGAUCUUGUCCCGGAAUAAAGAAUAUUUAUUUGUUGAUGAGACCCAAAAGAGGCCAGGAUGUUCAACAAAGGUUGCAGCAAUUGUUAAACGGGCCGCUCUUCGAGAAGUUACGACGGGAUUCACCACUCGAGCUUUCGAAAAUCAUUCCUGUAGACGGGGACGUGACGGAACAUGAAUUAGGCAUCUCGGAGACCGAUCAGAAUACGCUCAUACGAUGCGUGUCGGUCGUCUUUCAUUCCGCUGCCACUGUUAAAUUCGACGAAGCGCUGAAACUUUCAAUUACUAUCAACAUGGUCGGCACUAAACAGCUAUUGAAACUGUGCCAUCGCAUGCACAAUUUGGAGGCUCUCAUCCAUGUUUCCACGGCAUAUUGUAACUGCGACCGCACGGACGUCGCUGAGGAGAUCUAUCCACUCCCAGCCGAACCUGAACACAUAAUCGCAUUGACGAAGAUCAUGGAUGCCAAGAUGAUUGAUGAUAUAACACCGACUCUGAUCGGCAACCGACCGAAUACCUAUACAUUCACCAAAGCUCUGACUGAGAGGCUGUUGCAAUCAGAAUCUGGUUAUUUGCCGGUCGCAAUCGUGAGACCUUCUAUCGUCUUGUCGUCGCUUAGAGAGCCAGUAGCUGGAUGGGUGGAUAACUGGAAUGGACCGACUGGAAUUAUCGCCGCUGCUGGUAAAGGUGUUUUCAGAACGAUGCUGUGUCACGAACAGAAGGUAGCAGACUUAGUACCGGUCGACAUAGUGAUUAAUUUGAUGAUCUGCACAGCAUGGAGAACCGCCACGAAUCGCACGAAGACGAUUCCCGUAUACAACUGUUGUACAGGUCAACAGAACCCAAUUACUUGGAAACAGUUCGUUGAUCUGACGUUUAAAUACACGCGGAUGCACCCGCCAAACGGUGCGAUUUGGUAUCCAGGCGGUCUGUGCCGUAAUUCCGCUAUAAUGAAUAAAGUGUGCGCGGUCUUCCAGCACAUGCUGCCGGCAUACGUUUUAGACUUUUUCCUGCGACUGAGGGGCAAACCGACCAUUAUGGUCGACAUACAAACGAAACUCCAUAAAGCCGCCAAAUGCUUGGAGUAUUUCAGUACGCAAGAAUGGAACUUUAGAGAUGAUAACGUUCGACGAUUAGGGGAACAGCUUAGUCCCGAGGAUCGACAAACAUUUAUGUUUGAUGUUAGACAAAUUGACUGGCCGUCGUAUUUGGAACACUACAUAUUGGGAAUUCGACACUUCAUCUUGAAGGAAAGUCCGGACACGCUGCCAGCUGCUCGUUCACAUAUUAAAAAGUUAUAUUGGCUUCAUAAAGCUGUACAAUUUGGAAUGCUGUUGAUAGUGCUGCGUUUUCUGUUCUUGCGUAGUUCCGUGACCCGAACUGCGUGUUUUUCACUGCUGUCUAUCGUGUUACGCAUGUGCCGUAUGAUUGUUUGACGGCUCAGAACCCUGGUUGAGGAUCGCGACAAGCGUAAUAAGAAACAAAAAUUAAUCGUAAAGCAUAAUUUAAAGGUGCGGAUUGUCCUUCGACUUCACUGCUCGGCGUUCCCGACGAUAAAUCGCUGUUCACACAUCCCAUCGGUUGGCCUUUUUGAUGUUUCUAUUUGUUCGUAAAUAUUAGCGUUCGCUAGAUGUGUAAUUCUGCAGGAUGUGUCAGUUAUAAUGUUUAAAGAUACGCAGGAUGAAACAAUGUGUAUGCGAAAAGGUUCCGAAAUGAUGUGAAUCCUUUGUUAUUCGAAAAUUACCCGAAAUGAGAACGUUUUCUUCCGUAAUAUUUAUGUCGUCUUCUUGUUCGAAAUAGUUUGAGAAAAAAAAAAAAUAAUAAAAACAGAAAGAAAGUUCAUUUUUAUGACCAGUUAUUAAUGGGUAUAUUUAAUUAUCAUUGUGACGCCAUUUUUGAUGCCGCCAAGGCGUUUCGUUCUUGAACAUCGAUUUAUCGCAUAUCGUCGAUUUGUAAUGAUGCGAUACUAGGAGUAUUCGAUCAAGUUAGAUACCACAAGACCUUUUGGUCCGGACUUCCUUGAUGUUUAUCUGGCUGUUACUUCGCGGUAUCAUCGCACCGCCUCUUGAAAUAAUACGACGCGUAAACUCCGUGAGCCGGCAGCUUGAAUACUGGUCGAAUAUUCGAUGUAUCAUAAAACCUUGUGAUUUGCUGUCUUGGUAACUUUGUUGAGAAUUUUUUUACAAUCUUUUUCUACGUCAUUUUAACUCGAAGACCAAAAACGAUCAUAUUUUACAGAUUAUUUAAGGGGAAUUAUUUGUUAUUCGUAUUUUUACGUUUAAAAUAUAAAUCUCCAUGGCGUUUAACGAUUUUUUAAAAUACUUGACUAAUUUAAGACUAUCUUUUGUGCGUUGAGGCUUCGAAGCAAUUUCUUUAAAUUUUUAAUCAACAAGGUUUUACCGUAUUCCGUUGCCGAGGAAACGCGUCCCACUGCUUUGUUUUGCCAAAACAAAAACAAACCCGCAUUUAAUAUUAAUUGUAGAAAUAAAUGGAAGCGAUAGAUAUAUAAAUGUAUUUUAACAUGGCCAAAAAUUUUAACGCCCGUAAUCUUCCUUCCUUUUCAUAAUUUUUAUGCGAUAAGUUAAGAAAUAACGCGAAUUUCUCUUCGUGCAGGAACGUUUAAUCCUUUCAAUGCAUGGGUUUUUAAGCGCUAGCCCCGCUCUUGAAGUGAGUUUUUUCACAAUUUAAUAUAACGUGCCGUAAUGUACGACUGUAUAUGAUGAAAUAUGCGUACACGUAAAAACCCAAAGGAUUAAACAUUGGCCCAGCAUCGAAUCCUUCCGAGUCUAAGGUUUAAAUAUCAAUUUUCUUUAAAUUAUAUUUACAAGUUAAACACGCAUACGUUUAUUUCCAGUAUUCGAGGACAUUUUUUCCCUCGGAGGAGAAGUAGUAUAUCGCUUUAUAGACUCGAAAGGAUAAAUUAGAAAAUGUAAAUGCCGGCUAGAGGAGUUACAAAUUCGUCGUGCCUUUGUGUCGUCGCUAUCUGGCAUAUUUUGUUCGUUUGUACUGCGACGUAAGAUACAUAGACAGAUAUUUAGCCAUGUCAUGUAACGAAUACGAUCGAUUUAUUCGAUUUCACCAUCAACGAACCAAGGGAUUUUUCAAAGAAUUAUGAAAACGUAGAUUAAUGAAUUAUAACUUCUAUUCAUGUAUAAAUUAAAAAGUUAUUUAUAGGAAUUAUUUCUUGUCUAAGAAUAUGAAUAUUUGUGAUAAGGGGAAAGCUUAUGUAUUUAAGACUAUAUGUUACAACUUCAACAUUAUCUUCAGUCUCGUUUGCUUGUUAUAUCCGCAAUAACAAUUUCUGUAUACUUAUAAAGGGAACGUUUGAAAUAUUUUGUCUUUGCGUUAUACCGUUUGGGAUAAACAUUGUUCCUUUUCCUUCGACGAAAAACAAAACUCGAAUAAUAUCAGCGUUAAUCAUAAUAAAUAAGAGAUUGUCGAAAUUACGAAUAAUUUGAUUCGUUGUUGAUGAAAUUGAAAAUAAGUCAAAGUGAUAUCUAUGCGAAAGCUAAUACGAUUACACUGUAACGAGCAAAAGACUACUGAAAGAAAAACGUCUCAAUAUACCCACUAGAUUCAUUUAUAACUAAAAUGCGUUAGCGCUUCUUUCGAAUGAAAAAUUUCGUCAUGGAGACCAAUCCAUUGAAGUAUAUUGUUACCAUCUAACGUUUUUCAAAAACUGCCACCGGUAGGCAAAAAUAAUAGGAUCUUGUUUGAGACACAUGGUUGACGAAGACGUUAAAACGUUCAACGUAAAAAUGAAACAAGAUACAGAAAUAUCACUACGUAUCUUACGCGUACUAUAGUCAUGGUAUUACUGACGCUGAAAUUUUGAAGGCAUUGGCAACUUAUCCUUAUCUUCCGGUGAAGUUCUUCGCACGUAAUAACUUUUAUUAGGCGGCUUAUCCAUCAAGCGACGAGGAAGCCGAAAUUUAGAAUCGAUAGGCGAAGAGAAGACAAAUUUGUAUAUACGAGUUAUUGAUAUUAACGAAGACGAUUUUAUACAAUAUAAUUCGUACAUCCAUUUCGUGACUCAUUCGUGUAUUAGAGUUUCCAACGCGUAUUUCGCCAUUAUGCCCCCAAGUAUACGUAUUUAUUUUACCGCAACAUCCUAUGUACAGUACAAAUUUCAAUAUUCGUUUCUAAUAAUACCAACACCGUUGCGGAUCAACAUUUCGCUGCGCCAGAGCUUAUCUUGAGAUCGGAGACUUUCAAAAUCUUAUGCUUGAGUACAAGAAGCCUCCCAUUGUAACUGUCUUUGCAAAAUUACAGCACAAGUUUAAAUCUUCUUUUAUAGUAUAAUAACUGACGAUACGAUAGAUAGAGGUAAAUGACUUAUUCAUUCGAGUCCCCAUAAAAUCGAUUAACGAAAGAAUUUCAUUCGUGAUCUUUAUGAUCCGUAAAGUGUUCUACGUGUUAAACCGUCUGAAUCACACAAUAAUCUAGCUUAAUUUUCAACUCGAUAAACAUUGAAGUUCGAGUGUAAUCCGCAGUACACUUUAUACGCAUAUGGAAGGAUUAUUUACGGCUAUAUUUGGCUACGUCUUGAUGUCGCUAGCAACAUAUGAUAAAAUUUUGAGGUUUGACUUGGUAAUUAACAUGUAAUAUUUUCCUCCCGUCCUAUACAGUUAAUAAGUGUUUCUGUGAUAUUUACGUUCUCGUAAAUAUUAAUUUCGCGUUUGUAUUCCGCGAAUGUUUCAUUAAGCAUUCGUUAACCCACUGUAGACCACUGCUUCAGUAUCCAAUGUUAAUAUAACGUUCAUCGUUUCGGUAAUCAUAUUCAAACUCUGUUUUAAAAUGUCUUACAAUAUUGUUAGUACCAUUGUAGGGAAGUAAAGAAGUGUUCAUUAAAGUUGUCUGAAACAAUCGAUCCAGGAACUAUCUUAAAUUGCGUUACGUACUUGUCUAUUGUACCAUUAAAAUGGUAAAUGGAAAAUGGAAAAUGCAAAUAAUAAAAGCCUUCACUUUAUAACAUCACCCAAAUGCUGGUCUGCAUAAUCAUACGUUUUUACGCCACACGUUGCCUGUGCCUUUAAGAUGAUUAAGUCGUGAGCCAUUCUUUAACCGACUAUGAUUGUUUACAACUGAAACAUAUUUCCCAUAACUCAAUUAGAUCGUCUGUUCUGUGUUUGAAUAGACCUCCUUUGAAUAUUAUUUUGCGAUCCAUUAAACGCUGCCAAUACACAAUGAAAAACCACGUCCGAGGAAGAGAAUCGAUUAAUGGCGUAAAGAAACGAUAAAUAAUAAUUAUUACUUAGCGCUAGGGAUAAAAAAGAGAAAAGGGGUAGCGCUACCGAAGGUCACCACCUGCUAGUCUCGUCUGUAUCGUUAUUCGGUUACACAAUGCAUACAAGGAAACAAUAUUUAAUAUAAUCAAUUUAAUUAACAUUAUACUGUACUACUUAUAAAUUACAUUAAAAACAAUGAACC